This is a messenger RNA of Aspergillus vadensis CBS 113365, 1236 nucleotides long. RefSeq names its product putative D-arabinitol dehydrogenase ArbD. The coding region runs from base 104 to 1060 and encodes 318 amino acids. Gene Ontology annotation, molecular function: oxidoreductase activity, acting on NAD(P)H, oxygen as acceptor. The record is from RefSeq and is a predicted model, not a curated record. The transcript is spliced from 4 exons. Gene Ontology annotation, cellular component: intracellular anatomical structure. NCBI's taxonomy places the organism in Eukaryota, Fungi, Ascomycota, Eurotiomycetes, Eurotiales, Aspergillaceae.
GCCUCUCCUUCUCAUUUGCCUGGACCCAAGGUAGGCUCCACCACACCUUUUGUGACCAGAUAAUUCUGUGUGAAGAGCUUGCUUGCUUGCCUUCACAUACACAAUGUCCAGAUCCACCAUCGUCCGUCAAGCUGCCAAAGCACUUUCUCAGUCACCAUGGCCCGCUGUGUCGGCAGCUACAAAGCAGCGAUCUUUAGAUACCUUUGUCCGCUCACUCUCAUCAACGGCUCUCCGUCUGAACAAAGACGAUAAUAUCAAGAAAGACCCCUUACUAACAGCGACCAACAAAGCUCCUGAGGGCACAUUGGGAGAGACAGAAGGUCGUUUUGCGCGUACGGACGAGAAUGUCAAGUUUGAAUACCCUGAUGACGAGAAUAUGCCUCGAUCUCCAAUCGUUCAGGGUCGUGGUGGUAUGCAUUUCAAGCGUACACUGGCUCAGUUUUCGCUCGAGAACAGGGUUACUCUUGUGACUGGUGGUGCUCGUGGCCUGGGAUUGACCAUGUCCCAGGCAAUUGUAGCUUCAGGAUCGGAUGUGGCCAUUGUUGACUUGAAUAGAGAGGAAGCGCAGGACCAGGCCGCAAAGCUCGUGGAGCAAUUUCAAAAGGAGAAUCCGGGUCUUGAGUCAGACCAAUUGCCCACCGUCACCGCUCACUACGCCGAUGUGUCCAACCCCGAAUCUGUGAACAAUGCCAUUGCAGAAGUCAUUGAGAAGCACGGGAAGAUUGAUCACCUAGUUACUUCUGCUGGAUUUACUGAGAACUUUGACGCCAUUUCGUACCCUUACGAUCGAAUGCAGAAGUUGUGGGGUGUUAAUGUAGAUGGGACCUAUUUGUUCGCUACCGGAGUCGCCAAGCACCUCAUGGAGCGCAAGGCACCGGGCAGCAUCGUCAUGAUAGGUAGCAUGUCUGGUGCUAUUGUUAACGUUCCCCAGCCUCAGGCCCCCUACAAUGCAGCAAAAGCCGCUGUCCGUCACCUUGCUUCUUCUUUCGCCGUUGAGUGGGCCCAGCAUGGCAUUCGCGUUAACUGUAUCAGUCCCGGAUAUAUGCUCACUGCACUGUGAGUAUCCGCGUGGGUUGUUUUUACUGAAAGCUGCUAAUGUUUUAUAGUACUCGGAAAAUCCUCGAGGAGAAUCCUGAGCUCCGCGAUAAGUGGAUAUCUCUUAUUCCCACAGGCAAGAUGGGUACUCCAGAGGACCUGAUGGGUGCUGUUACUUUCCUUUUGAGUGAUGCUUCCCGC